CUUCCUUUCUAACUAGAGAGACUUUAAUGGAGGCUCUUCCUCUAUCUAUGAAAAAUGCUCGCCAAUCUGCAGAUUUCCACCCAUCUGUUUGGGGAGAUUAUUUCGUCAACUAUUCACCAUUUCAAUCAAAUAUGAGUCUGGAAGAACAAAAACAAAGGAAUGAAGGGCUCCAAAUUGAGAUAAGGAAAAUUCUCACCGAUGCCAUUGAUCCAUUACAAUCACUUGAACUCAUUGACUCAAUUCAACGUCUUGGAGUAGCAUAUCAUUUUCAAAAGGAAAUCAAUGACAUAUUACGUAGAGUUCAUUCGAUCAACAUUGAUGAAGAUGAUCUAUAUGCAACUGCACUUCAUUUUCGAUUAUUAAGACAAGAAAGAUAUCACAUAACUUCCGAUGUAUUCAAUAGGUUUUUGGAGGAUAAUGGAGAUUUCCAGGAUUGUUUAAGCAAUAAUGUGAAAGCUUUAUUAAGCUUAUAUGAUGCUGCUUAUCUUGGAUUUCCUAAUGAAGAUAUACUAGAGAAAGCUAAAACUUUCUCAAGGGUUCACUUAGAGUUAUUAAUAUGCAAGAUGGAUCCAUCUUUAGUUUUGAUGGUGAGAAACGCUUUAGAAAUACCAUUGGUGAGAAGAAUUGACCGGCUCAAAGCUAGAAAUUUUAUAGAAAUAUAUGACAAAUACAGAUUGUGCAAUCAAAAGCUACUUGAUUUUGCUAAAUUUGAUUUCAAUAUAUUGCAAUCUAUUCAUCAAGAAGAGGUUCGAAUCAUAUCAGAGUGGUGGAAAGGGUUAGGCUUCUCCAAACACUUACCAUUUCUACGUGAUCGAAUAGUAGAAUCUUACUUUUGGAUGCUUUCAACUUACUCUGAACCCUACUAUUCACGUGCUAGAGUGAUCAAUGCAAAGGUGAUGCCCCUCGUUGUAGCAACUGAUGAUAUUUAUGAUGUUUAUGGGACAUUGGAAGAACUUGAAUUAUUCACCGACGUAAUAGAAAGGUGGGAUCUUGAUAAAGUUAGUAUGUUGCCAGAAUAUAUGCAACGGUUCUUUCUUGCACUUUACAAUACUUUCAAGGAAAUUGAGGAUGAGCUAGCUCCCCAACAUAAUUCUUUUCGAGUCCAUUACCUUAUAUCUGAGUUCAAGCGAAUGGCUCAUGCGUACCUUCAGGAAUCAAAAUGGGCAAGCGUUGGCUAUGUUCCUAAGCUUGAGGAACAUAUGAGAGUAUCACUGAUUACAGCUGGGUACUCAUUAAUCACUUGUGCUUCAUAUCUUGGAAUGAAGGAAGUGAUCUCAAAGGAUACUUAUGAAUGGGUUGCCAGCCGUCCUAAAAUACUCAAAUCUAUGAACAUAGUUGGGAGGCUUAUGAAUGAUAUUGGUUCAUAUCAGAAUGAACAAAAAAGGAAUCAUGUUGCUUCUUCAAUUCAAUGUUAUUGCAAAGAGCAUGGUUGCUCUGAGAUGGAAGCAUGCAAGAAGCUUAAAGAAAUGGUGGAAGAGCAUUGGAAAAUUAUAAAUAGAGAACUCAUGGCAACGGAUUACAUCCCAUUAUCAUUGAUUAAGCCAGUUUUAAACUUGACAUACUUUACUGAUUUUGUCUACAAGGACACAGCUGAUAUUUAUACCGACUCAUCAGAAUUCAUGAAAGAAACUAUUGCUAAAGUGCUCAUUGAACCAGUUUGUGUUCUUAGUAAAGAUUGAGAUUUUUCCUAUUUUGUGGGGAAUUUUCAAAUCUAUGUAUGAAUAAUAUUGCAUUUGUAAUGUUCGAAUCAUGCUUGUAUCUCUAAGCUAUCAAAAUGCUUGUUUGUGUGAACCUUUUAAAUUAUGAUUAUCA
Messenger RNA from Dendrobium catenatum, 1812 nucleotides. RefSeq names its product alpha-humulene synthase-like. The record is from RefSeq and is a predicted model, not a curated record. Gene Ontology annotation, molecular function: magnesium ion binding; terpene synthase activity. Bases 27 to 1679 code for a protein of 550 amino acids. Lineage: Eukaryota; Viridiplantae; Streptophyta; Magnoliopsida; Asparagales; Orchidaceae. Gene Ontology annotation, biological process: diterpenoid biosynthetic process. The transcript has 7 exons.